This is a messenger RNA of Schistosoma curassoni, 330 nucleotides long. Lineage: Eukaryota; Metazoa; Platyhelminthes; Trematoda; Strigeidida; Schistosomatidae. The record is from the annotation of a GenBank genome assembly.
AUGCGUGAAAAAAGUUCACUUGCGCGAAUGACAGAAUACCUGAAGGGAUCUAGUCGAUUUGUCUGUCUGAAUGUUAAAAUAGACCUUGGACUAGCCUCAUUGUUUGAGCGGGAAAGCUCCUCAGUAAAAAAACGGGCAAAAUGGAUCCAGCCAAAUUGCGGAAUUUCAGAGUUGGUAGGGCUUUUAGAGCUAUGGGAAUCGCAACGAUUGUGUCUACUGCGAGAUUGCAACUGCCAGGAAAUUCUACCAUUGGAAUGGAAUGUUUUAUUAAAUUCUGGAAUAUUAAAAACUGUCAAUAAAGAUGGAAGUCUUGUCGAUCUGCAAGACUAA